This is a messenger RNA of Capsicum annuum, 1392 nucleotides long. Its product is annotated as probable O-methyltransferase 3. Bases 154 to 1239 code for a protein of 361 amino acids. Gene Ontology annotation, biological process: methylation. The record is from RefSeq and is a predicted model, not a curated record. The transcript is spliced from 2 exons. Lineage: Eukaryota; Viridiplantae; Streptophyta; Magnoliopsida; Solanales; Solanaceae. Gene Ontology annotation, molecular function: protein dimerization activity; S-adenosylmethionine-dependent methyltransferase activity; O-methyltransferase activity.
AAACAUUACUCUGCCACUAUUAUUAUUUUAAUUAAUUUUUUUGUCUCUAAAUUAUUCAAGAUCUAACUCUAUAUAAAUUGACCAUAGUCUUGAGAGAAUUGCACAUCAAUCAAAAAAAUUAUUAUUCUACAAAGUUCGAACAAUUUUACUAAGAUGGUUGUUCCAAUUGUAGGUGAGCAUGAGACUGAAAUUCUUCAUGCUCAAACUCACAUAUGGAACCACAUUUUUAGUUUCAUAAAUUCCAUGUCACUCAAAUCCGCAAUUCAAUUAAACAUCCCAGACAUACUUCACAAACAUGGUAAACCUAUGACCCUUGAUGAAUUAGUCAAUGCCAUAUCAAUCAACAAGUCCAAAACAACUCACUUACGUCGUCUCAUGCGUAUUCUAAUCCACUCAGGGUUCUUUCUAAAGUCCCCGAUCAAUCCAGAUCAGGGACCAGAAGGUGGCGAGGGUUAUGUCCUCGCCCCUCCAGCUCGUCUUUUGCUAAAAGAUGAGCCGUUGAGUGUUACACCUUUUUUACUAGCCAUGUUGGACCCUAUUUUAGUGAAGCCUUGGCAUCAUGUAAGUGAGUGGUUUGAGAGUGAUGAACCAACACCAUUUGAAGUAGCACAUGGAAGGACAUUUUGGGAUUAUGCUGGACAUGAACCUAGACUUAAUCAUUUUUUUAAUGAUGCAAUGGCUAGUGAUGCUAAGUUGGUAAUGAGUGUUGUAAUGAAAUAUUCAAAGGAUGUUUUUGAAGGAUUGAAUACUAUUGUUGAUGUUGGUGGUGGUACUGGGACUGUGGCUAAAACAAUUGCUAAAAAUUUCCCUAAUUUGAAAUGCACUGUGUUUGAUUUGCCACAUGUUGUUGAAGGACUUGAACCAAGUGACAACUUGACUUAUGUUGGUGGUGAUUUCUUUGUGUCCAUUCCUCCUGCUGAUGCUCUUCUACUCAAGUGGAUAUUACAUGAUUGGAGCGACGAAGAAAGUGUGAAAAUAUUAAAGAAAUGUAAAGAAGCAAUACCAAGUAAAGAAAAAGGUGGAAAAGUGAUAAUUAUUGAUAUGAUGGUUGAUAAUAAAAUUGGAGAUGAUGAAUCAAUUGAAACUCAAAUAUUCUUUGAUAUGUUAAUGAUGGUUUUAGUUACUGGAAGAGAAAGAACUGAAAAAGGAUGGUCAAAAAUAUUCUUUGAAGCUGGAUUUAGUGACUAUAAAGUUACUCCAAUUCUUGGAUUAAGGUCAUUAAUUGAGGUUUAUCCUUAAUUAAUUUGAGUUUAUGAAAAAUAAUUGAUGAUCCGUGUGGGUUUAUUUUAUCAUGGUAUGUCAUGUAAAAGUUAUAAAUAAUGAGGACUAUGUCAUGUUUGAUGUACUUUUAUCCAUUUUGUGUAACGGAUAUUUAACUUAUUUUAUGUUUUA